GUUUGAGAGAGUAAAAUAUGAAUACAACUGCUUCUUAUUCAUCAGAUCAAUGGUACAGUACUACCCCGGGACACAGUCGGCGCGGAUCAAUUGAGAGCGCGCUCAGUAUACAGGGCAAGGAGACAGAUGUCGGGGACAGCGGUGGAACCACAUGAAGCGGUUCCAAGGAAUCAACAACAAAAUACAAAUACUAUAGAAACCGUGCAUUGUCAAAUCUUAACUCAUAAGUUUGAGAAUGGACUAAUCAUCUGCUGACGUAUUUGCAAUGAAAAAUAAGUAUUUUACUGAAAACAAAAGCAUAGUGGUUAUUAAAAUAUACUAUAGGUACACUAAAUGGAAUUAUUUUAGAUGAAGAAUGAAAUUAAUAUGCUCGAAUAAGAUGCAACUGUCCCUAUUAGAUAUUCUAGUCAUUAUAAUACUUACUCAAGAAUUCUUAUAUAUAUUGCAAAUAAGUUGGUUGCCCAGAAUCCAGCGAUCUUUAGACAGAAUAAACACAAUAGACAUUAAUAAUGAUAUACAAAGCAUAAGCUAUGAUGUAUUUGAUCAAUUUAAUUUUACACAUGACAUACUACACAAAUUUGGUUUAAUAUGCUCUUAUACUGUCUAAGGACUAGAUAACAUUAAGAUUAGUAGCACCAUGUAUGCACCCAACCCAACAAAACAAUGCUUAAUAUGACUUUAAAUUUAUUCCAUUAUUAGUUCAUUAAGAAGCAUUGUCUUGUCACAUAAUUGUUUGUUAAAUGAAUACCUUAUUGUUUGUGAAUUUACUGUACCUAUUUGGUAAGUUUUACAGUGGAAAUUAAUGCAUUUUGUGUUAUUUUAAGCAUGCUAGCAAGUAACUAAGUAUGUAUGUUUGAUUUGAAAAAAAAAAGAAUGAAAACGAAAGGAAAAAAAGUUUGAUAAAAGAAUGAAGGAAAUGAAAAAAAAAAACAAGUAAUGGGAAAGUAAUGCAAAAAUAGGAAAAGUAAAUGGGAAAGAAACGAAAAAAUAAGAAAACAAGUUUCGAAAUGCAAAAAAAAUUGGAACAUGAAAAAAUAAUCUGACAAAAAAAAAUAGUAUGUCUGUAAAAAAAAAAACAAUAGUUUUAUGGACCGAUGGAAAUGGAAAACGCCUCUAGGAUGACUGGACAUCACGUAAAAGGAAAAUCACCAAUGCAGUAUUAGGGCGAUGGCACUAUUAGGGCAACUGGACCAAGUUUCUCGAACUUUCUGGCUCAGAGGGAUAAUAGGGGAAGUGGAACAUUGUGUGUUGUGUGUGCAUUUUCUGAGGUGUUAUGGUGUUGUAGAUUAUGUGCGAGACACGAGCGACACAGAUUGCUCCAGCGACAAGGCAGAGUACGAGCCGGUGACGGAGCCCGAAGAUGACGGGCCGCUGGAUUGGGACUCGUCAGGGCAGAGCGAUAACGAAAUAAUAGCGACCAAAGUGAUCGAAGUGAGCGUCGGCGACGACGGCGACCUCGAGUUCGCGGACUCGGAGCAGGACGAGUCGGAAGGCAGCGACUCCGAGAUGGACCUCCACGACUUCUGGGAGUGCGCGCAGUGCCGCGCCGAGAACAACAACCCGCUGUACCGCUACUGCGAGAAGUGUUUCAAGGUACGUAAAAACUUCUUCCCGCCGAGGCCAAGAAAAAACAAGCGUAAGCGAGUAUCUGACGUUCCGCGAACUUGCUCUGUCGAUUCCGGUGUCGAAUCCGCCUUUAACAGCCAGGAGAGUCUAUCCCAGGCCACUGACCGUGAUAGCCAGGUUACUAAUAGCCAGGGGACUGAUAGCCAGGUUACUGAUAGCCAAGCAACUGAACUUAGUCAACCUGGCUCCAGUCAAACAGAGCUAAGUCAACCUGACUCUCAAGGUACAUCCUCUACGCCGAUUUUAGGUAGACCUGUAAAGCGCCGCGCUGAAUCCGCCGACCGUAAUAACAAGAGAAUGAAAAUCGAUUAUUCCGAUAGCGAUACCGAUGAUGAUGAGCCUAGACGUAGGAAAGCUAAAAGCGCCGAUCCCGAAGUAGCACCUUUGAUUAAAACUACCAGCGAUCCAUCGCUUACAAUCGAUGAUUCCGUCAAACUCACUAAGAAAGCGAUCAUCAAUUCCAUUAAAGAUAAAUUCGAUAACGAGAAUCUGUGCAUAAUUUGCUACGCUGAGCCUAAAUCGGCAGUGUUCGUGCACGGCAGGAUAGCGCAUAUUUGCUGCUGCUAUGAGUGCGCGAACAAAGUUUGGAGGAAGGCUAAGAGGUGUCCGCAGUGCAAUUGUAAAGUUAGUAAUGUUUUGAGAGUUUUAUAGAUAUGUGAACGUACGAGUGUUUUUUUAAAAGCUUUGUACUGAAAUUGAGUGUUCAGAGCAAGUCUUGUUUUUUUUGGUACAGUCUUUUGCAAAAAUAUCUUCACAACGAUACGCGCAAAAAUAUAAGACACGGUCUUAAAAUUAAAAUUGUUUAUUACACGUGUCAUUCUUGCAGGUGAUUAAAUAUACCAUUUUUUUUCUUGUAAAAAUACGACAAGUUUAUAUUGCUAAUGAAUCUAUUUAAAUUUUAGUACAAAUCUUAUUAAAAAUGCUUAUACGUUAACGACACAGCGUUUCGCCUAGAACUAGAGAAAAAAACUGGAAAAAGAGCAGUAAAUAAAUAAAGAAUACGCAGAGAGGAUUUACAAAAAUCACAAAAUUCUUAACGUGCACCUAAUUUGAAAUAAGGAUUUGUUUUUUAUAAAGUAAUUUUAUCUCGUUCUAGGCGAAACAAAGUGCGACAUUUCGAAAUCUCGCUUGCUUUAAAUCGUACCCACAGAUGUGUUCAAACUUUUGGUUUUCCGUCUAUUUAAUGCCUCAAAAACUCGGUAUCUGAGUCUUCGAAAAAGGCUGAGUUUUUAAAUUAUUAGAUACUUUUUAAAUUAGCUAAAAAUACAAUCAUUGUAUUGAUGAUUAAAGUCACUAGUAAAUAAGAUUAUUAUUAAUUUUCCACAAUUUUCAGUAUUUCUAGGCUAAGUGAGUGAAUGAUUCGAAAUGUUGUAUGUCAUUUGAGUUCGAGGAACUUUUUUUUAUUUGCGGACAUCUUUAUAAGCCAACCACCAGCCGAUUUAUAUAGAACUUAACGACCCGUCUGACGAUGUGGUAUGCGAAAUAAAUACAUAUUUUUGAAUGUUUUGCUUAUAAAUAUUAAGUAUUUCAUAUUUCCCGUUAAUAUCUAUUGGCCAAAAAUGCGACACCUUAUUAUUAAUUGAUUUCAUUACUAGCUUUUUUUUUUACUAAAAACCACAUAUUUUUAUUAUUGAAUAUUCGCCUCGAUGGUAUUAAAAUAGUGGCGAUCCGUUAAGGCAAUAUUCGGAAUCGUGUUUUGAUUAGCAAAAAGUAGAUUACUAGAUUUUUUUCUACGCAAAAAUUUUGGCCUUUCCAUGAAGUGUUGGCUGACUCGGACGACCUACCCCAUAAUUUUUUUUUUCUUUUUUUUUUCUAAUCAAAACACGAUACCGAAUAUGCCCUUAAAUGGAUCCCCACUAAUUUUGUUACAAGUUGUAUAGCUAAUUACAAUCGUCAAAAUAACGUCACAGGUACCACAUUGCUAGAUGACUCGUUUCGGAAAUCUAAUAUUUUGUAGGUGUUUCCUCAUAAUCGAAUAAACCAACAAUCGUCAAAGUUCAUUCGUAAAUCUUAUUGUAUCGAGAUAUGUUCUGCCAAUUGUCAGUUACGUGUGUUGCUGUUAAUACAUAAAACAACCUCUCAACAUCUUCAAACAUUGGGUAUGAUACAGAUUUUGCAGACAAUUUGAGAGUCGUAAAAUAGCCUCCUUACUUUCCGCUCUAUAAUAGGCCAUACAGCUCGGUCGGUGGUGACUUGCCUCGGCCGCAUUGCCUCGGGCGACGCACGUCUUCACCGACCGAGCUUCGCGCGGCAAUUUCCUCGCGAGGCGGCUUGCCCCGUGUGGACCCGCAUCUAGCUAAAACUAAGGAGGCUGAGUAAUAACAAGUACCAAGUUGAUUACAAAGUUUCAAUUCGUGAGGCAUUUGGAGAUUUGCCUUUGCCUUUAAAGAAAAAAAUAUUAUUUUUGAACCAAUUUUGAUUAUAUAUUUAAUGAUGUUUUUUGAGGACGAUUAACAAUUACAAGAUUAUUGUAUUUGUUGAAGCACACACGUUUGGUUUUAUUUUUUUGCUUUAGUUAAAUCUAUUUCGCUAUAUUCAGGAAAUACAUCUAUUUCCUUAUAAUAGUAAUUCAUACAAGGGACGGUGCUAUAGGAUAAAAUUAUAGAAUAGUUAAGGCUUGUACAAACGCUGCAACAAAUGAGAUGCGAUUUUGGAUCAUUGCUGGCUAAGUAACUGCAAAAAAUAAUCGGUCGAUCAAAUUCCACAAUGUAUCGCAAAUCGCAUCCGAUUAUCGUGACGUUUGUAGAGGUCCUUAUAGUGAAAUUGAUUGGAAUAGACUUAGUAAUGUAGAAACUCGUGCCACCGAACAGAGUAAUAUAUUUCUUUUAAAUUAGUUUAGGGGUCAAAGCUUCCUAGCUUGCACUGGUUGUAAUUUGUUUUAAUGCCAAAAGUGAGGAUCAUUUUAUUUAGUUAGACCACAUAGCUUUUAGCUUGAAGCUGAAUAGGAGUGUAGUUUUAGGUUUCGAAGAAAUUCAAAUAGAUGGCGCUUUCUCUGUAGGUUGUUUAUGGUCUGUUUUUUUUUACCAAUUGGUAAAAUAAUAAUUCAAAUGCGUUUGGUAUGUCACGCAACUAUUGAAUUUGUAGAGUAUCAAAUGAUACAAUCUUAUAAAGAAGUUAAGCAUGGCAUUGAUAGACCAAGAAGAUUAGUAGUUCCCUUUAUUUUUAAUAUUUAUUGAUAUGUUGUAUUCUACACUGUUUCGAUAUUAGGUAUAUCGAAAGUCGAUAAAAGAGAAAAUGGCUAUACAAACUGCCUCGAGAAUUCCGGCUUCUGAUAAUUAUUAUUAAAGUGUUUAGUUUUUGUAGAAUUAAAUAUUGUCUGUGACAUUUGCUUCAGUGUUUAGUGCAUUUGUGUCCAUUUAAAUGCGUGCUAUGUAUUUGAAUUUUUUCGCGGACCGGUAACUUUUUCCUAGUAUAUUUCUAAGUGUAUUUUAUCUAGUAGAUUAAAGACAGGAAUGACAUUAGAUAUAAUUUAAAAACAAUGUCUUCCGUUAGAAUAUUUAUGUUCAUUUUGUAAAAAUAAGUGACGGGAUAUACUUUUCAAUAAAUCCAUAGUGUCGACGGAGUUCGGCAGGUCUUGAGUAGAUGUACAUAUAUUUUAAUGUAAAUUAACACAGUUAUGUUUGUAUAUGUAAAUAAAUACUGUACACUAAUAUAGAACACAAAUGUACAGUAAAGUUAUUGCCAGUAAUUUAAAUACUAGGUCAAAGUUACCGUUCUUUUCAAAUGUCAUUAAUUAUUAACCGCAUAUCAUUUCAGCGCUUAGAAAUAAGAUAUUUUAAAGCAAUUUUGUUGAUUAGUAAAGAAUUAAAAUAUUAUAUUAGGUUAGGAAUCCAUUUUUUGUCUCUUAAACUACCCCACCACCUAUCCUACCGCGUAGAGGAUUUAUCACUGUUUACUUGUUAAUUAAAAUUUCCUUGCGAAAAAUUUAUUAAACAUAUUUAAAAAUGUAAAAUUACGAUCUCCUUUGUUAAAACCAUGUAAAUAGUAGGUUAUUAGUUUUAUUAAAACAAUUGUAAGCCUCGGCUCGCUUAUAUAUGAAAAAAUAUAUAAAUACAAAAAAAUCGAACGAUAAAAAAUAUAAUAAAUAAAAGUUUUUUUUUCAGCAA
Cydia pomonella (codling moth) is the source of this 5732-nucleotide messenger RNA. RefSeq names its product E3 ubiquitin-protein ligase Mdm2-like. The transcript has 5 exons. The record is from RefSeq and is a predicted model, not a curated record. Lineage: Eukaryota; Metazoa; Arthropoda; Insecta; Lepidoptera; Tortricidae. The coding region runs from base 1168 to 2277 and encodes 369 amino acids.